AUGGCCGCAGCUUCUGAAGCCAUUUCUCAACGUAUUCCAGUUGUGGAUUUUGUUCUUGAUCUUCGAGAUGCACGUAUACCAUUAUUAUCAGAAUGUGAGAUAUUUAAGAGAUUAUCAACUUCUUCCUCGUCUCGACGCAUCAUUGUUUUGAAUAAGGUGGAUUUGGCCAGGGGCUCCCAAGUCAAGGAAUGUUUAAGGCAUUUUGAAGGACAAAAAUUUUCAGUUUUCAGUGUGAAUUCACAUAAUAAAGAUAACAUUCAUGAGUUUCUAAACUUCCUGCAAGGCCAAGUCAGAGCUUUGAAGAAAUCAGAGCCUCAACGCCAUACCAUAACAAUGAUGUUGGUUGGAAUUCCUAAUGUUGGAAAAUCAUCUCUUGCAAAUUCAUUGCAUCAAAUUGGUCGGAUUAGUGCGACAGGUAUAGAAUAUCACAAUUCCUGGCAUGCAGUAGUGAGUCCGUUGCCUGGUGAGACAAAGGAAAUCUCUGGUUUAAAGUUAAUUGACUUUAAUAGUGGUUGUUUGAAUUUGAAGAGUUCAAUCAUGUCUAGUAGUGGGGCUAGUGGCUUCGAUUCAUGCAAUGUAAGUGGUGAUGCUACAAAUGAAGAGGGUGAUUUCGGUUCUUAUCCUUUGUGGAAAUAUGUUGCUAAGGGGAAAAAAUGA
This is a messenger RNA of Amaranthus tricolor (Joseph's coat), 657 nucleotides long. RefSeq names its product DAR GTPase 2, mitochondrial-like. The record is from RefSeq and is a predicted model, not a curated record. Bases 1 to 657 code for a protein of 218 amino acids. Gene Ontology annotation, molecular function: GTPase activity; GTP binding. Gene Ontology annotation, cellular component: mitochondrion. Lineage: Eukaryota; Viridiplantae; Streptophyta; Magnoliopsida; Caryophyllales; Amaranthaceae. The transcript has 6 exons.